AUGCUCGACGGGGAGAGUACUGGGAUUGAGGCGCCCUUUGAGGUCGCUGCGGACAGCGUUGAUGAUGUGGUACUUGCUCCCGUCAACAUCUGGUCUGCGCUCUGGCCUCAGGACGACAGCUCUUCGCGAUUCGUGGUCGCAGCUCCUUCUCGACGCUCCCACUCUUCAAACAGCCUCGCAGACCGAGUCCUCAUACCUCCAGCGCACAUCCAUCUCUUCCGCGCCACCUCUCAUGUCACUUUGACCUUAGGACAGCCAAUUACCCUCAAGGAAGCCGUCAUCUCCCCUCUAUCUGAACACGCACAUCUGGCAACCUCCUCCGAUGCUUUCCUGGACUCCACCAUCUUCAGCGAGAACAUCAUCCUGCGGCAAGGUUCUGUCCUGACCUUCCCGCAUGCAGCGUUGGGGAUGAACGGAAAUGCAUCUGAGUCCUCACCUACGCCUCUCCGCUAUCGUGUAGAAAUGAUGGAGCCUGUACUCCAAGGACGCGCUGUCAAGGGGCAAACACGUCUAGUCGUUCUGCAGCCAGAUGAGGCAGACUUGGAUGAGCCGACGAAUCACGGCGCAAACUUCGAAGACGAGGAUGAUGGUUUCGAGAUCGACGAGGCUUUCUUGGGAAACACAAUCUCGGCUUCACAAAGCUCUGCGUCUGCAGGUGUCAAUGACGUUACCUUAAAUUCGAACGGCUUUCUCCAUCACAACUCGGUCUUUACUGCGGUACCUCUCGACGCGCCUGCCUCAGAAGAUGAUGAUGUUACGAUAUACGUUCGCACUUCGGACCUCGGACGCGUUGGUGUCCUCAAUGGCGACUGGGGGAUCACUCAGGCAGCCGGUGGGAAGCGGCUAGUCAAGAUUACCAGUCAUGAAGCGAUGUCUCCGAACGGUGAAGCCCACGCAUCACCUGUUCUACUUCACAAUGCCGGUGUACGGACCUCUGACUCUCAGCUAACUCUCCUUUCGUCGCCAUUCGGUCCAUCCCACCCACCCAUCCCGACAGCGCGCUCGGUGACAAUCUCGCGCGUGGGCUCCCCGAUCUCCAUCAACAAGCAGUACCAGUCGCAGUACCUUGGCAAGCUGAAGCAGUACUUCGAAGAACGCAAGCGGCUGGUGAAGAAGGGAGACAUGAUUGCGUUGGCGAUCGAUACGAACGCGGCGCGCACGCAACAGGACAGCGAGGAAGAGCUCGAGGGUGUCGCAGAUGAGAGGAUAGCGAACUCCGGCAAUGCCAUCGUAUUCUUUGUGAUCACGAACGUGGAGCACGAUGCGGUGCCGGGCGCGGUGCAGUCGGGCGCAGGGGCGCAGGACGUAUAUGCGGCGGCAACGUAUGGAGAGCUGGGCUGCUGGAUUGACCCUGGAGUGACGAGGAUGGUGCAGUCGGGGGUGGAUCAUGCGUAUGUGCCGGCGGUGGAGGGCUAUGUGUUGAGUGAGUCUGGUCAGCGCCCAGCCCUUCCGCGCUCCGUCGAGGGAGGGGAUUCUCCGCUGACUUCGCCUGCAAGUCCUUAUGGGCAGCUGCUCGACGUGGUCUCGGUCAUACAUUCGAGGCGGGCUGUCGACCUGGACCUGAACCUUUCGAUCUUGCUGAAAGGCUCGAGAGGCUGCGGCAAGCAAACGACGGUCAGCUGGAUUGCGCAGAGGAUGGGUAUGCAUUUGAUGGAGGUCAAUUGCUACGACCUCCUCGGUGACAACGACGCGCAGACGCAGGGGAUAAUGAGGGCCAGAUUCGCGCAAGCGGCGGAGUGCUCGCCGUGCGUGCUGCUGCUGAGGCAUGUGGAUGCACUGGCGCAGAAUGCGCAGGUGCAGGAGAGUGGGAAAGAGCCUGCCAUCGUGAACGUCCUGCGCGAGUGCAUGGCAGAGGCGCACCAGGCGUGGCGCGUGACGGAGUAUCCGGUCGUGGUGGUAGGGACGACGAGCGAGGCCGGGCAGGUGCCAAUGGGCGUGCUGUCUUGUUUCAAGCAUGAGAUUGCUUUUGAGGCUCCAGACGAAGCUACCCGCCUCGCUAUGCUGGAGGUCCUAACCAGUGACCUCCCCAUCUCUCCAGAUGUGUCGAUUGCCCAUCUGGCACAGCAGACGGCUGCAUUGGUAGCCGCAAAUUUGGUGGAUCUUGUUAGGCAUGCGAAGGCUGCCGCUGUUGGUAGGACAAUGGGGGCAACCGGAGCGGAUGCUCCCAGCCUCAUAGCUUCUGGCAUUUCCUUGACGGCUCAGGACUUCGACCUUGCACUGAACAAAGUGCGUGCGUCGUACUCGACGAAGGUCGGCGCACCGAAGAUCCCGAAUGUGACAUGGGACGACGUUGGGGGAUUGGCGGAUGUGAAGGCGGAUAUUUUGGACACCAUCCAGCUUCCGCUGGACCACCCGGAGUUGUUUGCGAGUGGGAUGAAGCAGCGGUCUGGUAUCCUCCUCUACGGCCCACCCGGCACAGGCAAAACACUCCUCGCCAAAGCCGUCGCCACCUCCUGCUCCCUCAACUUCUUCUCUGUCAAAGGCCCCGAGCUGCUCAACAUGUACAUCGGCGAGUCAGAGGCCAAUGUCCGCCGCGUCUUCCAGCGCGCACGCGACGCGCGGCCGUGCGUGGUGUUCUUUGACGAGCUGGACUCCAUUGCGCCGAAGAGGGGCAACCAUGGCGACUCGGGCGGUGUGAUGGAUAGGAUUGUGAGCCAGCUGUUGGCGGAGCUGGAUGGGAUGGCGGGUGGAGGGGCGGAUGUGUUCGUGAUUGGGGCGACGAAUCGGCCUGAUCUGUUGGAUCCCGCUUUGUUGAGGCCUGGGAGGUUCGACCGGAUGUUGUACCUUGGCGUGAGCGAUACGCACGAGGCGCAGCUGCGUAUACUGGAAGCCCUCACGCGCAAGUUCAAGCUGGACUCGACGCUAGAUUUGCGUGCUAUCGCAGAGAAGUGUCCAUUCAACUACACGGGCGCGGACUUCUACGCUCUAUGCUCGGAUGCGAUGCUCAAUGCUAUGUCGCGAAAAGCGGAAGAGUUAGAGGAAGUCAUAGCAUCGCUCAACCAGAAGGGACCGCUACCCGACCACCCCUACCCGCUGACGCCGCAGUACUACCUCGCGGAACUGGCUUCACCGAAGGAGAUCGAAGUGCUCGUGCGCUCCGAGGACUUCGAGGUCGCCCUCAGGAACCUCGUUCCCAGUGUCAGCCAGGCCGAGAUGGAACACUAUCGCGAGGUCCAGAAACGAUUCUCGCAAGUGGACUCAUAG
Molecule: messenger RNA, 3204 nt
Organism: Schizophyllum commune H4-8
Lineage: Eukaryota; Fungi; Basidiomycota; Agaricomycetes; Agaricales; Schizophyllaceae
Product: AAA-domain-containing protein
Exons: 13
Coding region: 1-3204 (1067 amino acids)
Biological process (GO): protein import into peroxisome matrix
Cellular component (GO): peroxisomal membrane; cytosol
Molecular function (GO): ATP binding; ATP hydrolysis activity
Source: RefSeq, a predicted model, not a curated record